AUGCCGCCCAUGUCAGAAGAGGACCUCGCAUGGUUCAAGUCGACCUUUCGUCCUAUUCCACGUCCUCAACUGCCCGAGGACGCUAUUGAGUACUCGCUGUAUCUACUUUCAUCAGACCCCGCCCCCGCCACGACAGAUACAGUUGUCCAAACACGUUCGCGCCUUCAGGAGGUCCAAAAGAGUGCCUCCGAGCUUAUAAGAGACAUUCUCAAGGAUUACAUCUGGCAGCGAGAUCCCUUCAAUCUCGAGAUCGCAAAAGAUAAUGAUAUAACGUACCUUCGGGGGCGAACCAAUUUCGGCGAUUCUAUCGAAGAUGAAUGGGUUAUUGUAUUUCUGCUCCGGGAGUUGACAAGAAAACAUAAAGAUUUGUGGGUUCGUGUCGUCGACAGUGAUGGCGAAUUUCUGCUCAUUGAGGCAGCUGGAAGUCUGCCGGCGUGGCUGGAGCCCGAAGUGGCCGAUUACAGGGUUUGGAUAAACAAUGGCCAUUUAGUUAUCAUACAGCCAAAACAAGACCGAAAACGAGUCACAGAGAAGAUAUCGCUCGAUGACUUUAUGAGAAUUGCCAUGCAUGAAACCGGACGCUUAUUACGCUCCCCUUCUAUCGAAGAAGAAGCUUUCUAUCGCCUGCGAAAUUAUCCCAAACAGAUAGAAGAAAAUCUCCACUGCGCCCUGGUGAGCAUCCCGCGCAAGGUUGCAUAUCUAGUCCACAAAAAGUCUUCCUAUAUUUCACCAGCUGUGGAGGCUUUCUAUACUCGCGAUCCGAUUUCAUUGAGGACUUUGAGAGCAAGUAGCAAACAAGAUUUGCUAUUUUCUCCUGACGAUCUUGUCACGGUCAGUGUUCGAUUCACUAGAGUAGGAUAUGCCCAACUCAGAAGUCAAGACUUCCCGACUCCCGCAUCAUGGGCGCAAAGUCUACCGCCCCAAAUGGAUGGCGAGGCCUAUACCAGGGCAGAAUCAGGAAUGAAAGUCUCUUGUGGGUUCGAGAUGCUGCUUAGUGAUCCACAAAAUCAAGAUAAACCCAUUGUUCGAGAGAUGAAACUCUUACUUGAGGAUCUUGAUACCGGGGACGAACGUUUGCCAACCACCGAAGAAAUCAAACAUUCUUGGAGUCUUCAGCAGGACGAUGAGGGCUGGUUAGAUAUUAGUUUCGAGGACCUCGACAGGGAACUAAAGGGAAAGGCUAGCGAGACUCAAGGCUCUGGAGCCUUUGGGAAUUCGAGUGCACAAGAAAACCUCCAGCGGAUUGUUGCUCGGUUCGAAGAAUUUUUGAAAGAUGAUUCCGCCAAUUUUGACGGUGUGAAUCUAUUCGAUUCCGACACAGAUGAUGAAGCCGACGAGGAUGGCUUGAGCAGCGAAGAUGAAGAAGACGAAAACCUGAAGUUCGAUAAAGAGGAAUACAUGAAACUGAUGAGAGACAUGACGGGCGGAAAUUCAGGCAUUGACUUGCGAUCGCAACUCAAGUCAGCACGUGCGAAAGGAAGAAUCGAGGAGCUUGACUCUUCAGAUGACGAUAGCCACGAGAUCGAAGAACUCACACGACAGAUGGAAGCAGAGCUUAGACCCACUGGUGUUUUGAACCACAACAGACGAGAGGCCGCCCGGAAUCCGACUGAUGCACGCGAUAAGGGCAAACGAAGGACCGAGGCUGAAGAAUCCGACGAUGAGAGCUCUCUGAAUAUAAAUCUUGCCAAGAACCUCCUUGAAAGUUUUCAAAGCCAGGCCGGUAUGCCUGGUCCUGCGAGCAAUAUUCUCGGGAUGAUGGGCAUGAGGAUGCCUCAAGAUGAUCGCAAGUGA
Talaromyces atroroseus is the source of this 1794-nucleotide messenger RNA. RefSeq lists its product as hypothetical. Lineage: Eukaryota; Fungi; Ascomycota; Eurotiomycetes; Eurotiales; Trichocomaceae. The transcript has 3 exons. Gene Ontology annotation, cellular component: nucleus. The record is from RefSeq and is a predicted model, not a curated record. The coding region runs from base 1 to 1794 and encodes 597 amino acids.